CUGGCUGGAUAUAGUAUUUAAGGGUCGGUGAACGCGAGGGAGACAGCAUGAUUCGAUCAUCAGUUGGUGUUUGUAGUGUGACCAUUGCCAGGAUCUCAAGAGUUUUAGAUUCGGACGAAGUAUCAAAGAAAGGCCUUGGUAGAGCACGACUGAGGUAUUCACAAUGGACUUCAAAGGACUCGAACAAAGGAAGCACCAUGGCCUACAAUGCAUGGUACACAGGAGAAAGGGCUUUGUGAGAUUGAUGGAGACAGAGUGAAAGUCUUCCGUACCACGUCUCCUCCUGUAGAAUUCGGAUGUUCCUAUAUGUUGCACGAUUAGGGCUGCAUCCCAAACUCUCAAACAACCAGAUUCGUUUCUAAAGAGCACAUUAGAUUAUCAAGCAUAUGCUCAAACUUGUCCGCCGCCUCGGGCUCGGUUCACCCGAUGCGCCUUCGAUUCCGGGCAUGCAAGUGGUAGACUGGCGUAUCCUUGAGCUCCCAACCAGCAAUACCAUCAUUGCCCUCUGCCACAAGGACUCAGUGCUCUAUAUCACAGCGUAUGACGCGAAGUCACCGCCCAAUACCAACCAACUAACAAAAUUCUCGUCCGCGGUAAACGAAAUGCGGAUGGAUAGCGUUGACCUUGCGAACAUCUAUCCCAGAUACACCGCUCAGUUUGCACUAUACUGUAAGAAAGAUGGCGCCACUGCAAAGGACGUUUACAUCAAACAUACUCGGGCCCUCGACGUCAUCGCCGCAUAUGGCAUGUCUGCCGUGCAAACAUCGCGUGCGAGCCAAAUUACGGCACAUGAGGCUAGCAUCUGCGACCGGCUAGGGCUGCAGCCGCACGCAAACAUCGCCCAAUAUCUAGGCGUGCAGGUGCGUGACGAGCUCGAUUUCGAAUACAAAGGCGGUAAAAUCGCGGUGCCGCUGGCGCAGAACAGUGUGGUAGGUCUCGUAUUCAAGAAAUACGAUUGCACGUUGCACGAGAUGGUAAUCCGGCGCCAAAAGAUCGAUGUGAAGCUGUGUCUUCAGUCUAUCUCUGCUGCCAUUGAACACAUGCACUAUUGGGGAGUAGUACAUGGCGAUAUAAGGCCACAGAACGUAUACGUUGAGCGUGGCUUCAGGGAUCAUUUUGUUGUUGGAGAUUUCGACUGUGCACAAGAUACGGGUAGUGUUAUUGCACUCAAGACUGGGGAUUCGCGUUGGAGCAAACGCAAGCAGAUUGGAAAGGACACUGCGCAGGAAGACGACGACUGGUCUGCAUUUCGGACACUGAUGGAGUGGCUGGUGCGCGAGACAGGCGGACAACUUGUUGAAUUCAAGGGUAUUGGGAAGGCACGGGUGUCCUGAUGUUCCGAGAACAGACUUGAAUCAUAGACGGCACUUCUUCGAGUGUAUUGUAAAUGAAGUCAGACAACAAAG
Messenger RNA from Boeremia exigua, 1406 nucleotides. RefSeq lists its product as uncharacterized. The transcript has a single exon. Bases 387 to 1334 code for a protein of 315 amino acids. Gene Ontology annotation, molecular function: ATP binding; protein kinase activity. NCBI's taxonomy places the organism in Eukaryota, Fungi, Ascomycota, Dothideomycetes, Pleosporales, Didymellaceae. The record is from RefSeq and is a predicted model, not a curated record. Gene Ontology annotation, biological process: protein phosphorylation.